AUGAAGUUUCUCACUAUUGCUUCUCUCACCCUCCUCCUCGCCGGCGCCCAGGCGGCCCCGUCUACUCCCUUCUCCAAAAAGAGCCCAGCCGUCAUAUUUGACAAGCGCUCCUCGAUCAACGACUGCGGCACUUCGACCUUCACAAACGAGUCCUCCAGCGGCUCGCCCGAAGUUGCGGAUUGCAGAAAGAUUGCGACAAAUAUCAAGAGUGGAGGAACAUGGACCUUUGAGGGCUUUGGUGUUCACCACCAGCUCGUUCAAUACGGUACCUGUGCCUUUGGUGUCAAGGUUUCCGCGGAUAGAUACACCUACAUUGGUAACGAGGAUAUCAUCCAGUUGAUCGAUGACUCUAUCAAGAAGUUCAAGUGGGAGGGCAAGGUCGGUGCCAAGGGAACGAUGAAGUGUUCUGGACAGGAUGGCGACGAUGAGGUUGUCUGGGGUAUCUACAAGACUUGA
Messenger RNA from Penicillium verhagenii, 456 nucleotides. RefSeq lists its product as uncharacterized. Lineage: Eukaryota; Fungi; Ascomycota; Eurotiomycetes; Eurotiales; Aspergillaceae. The transcript has a single exon. The record is from RefSeq and is a predicted model, not a curated record. Bases 1 to 456 code for a protein of 151 amino acids.